CGGAAACGGCUCUGAGAAUCAGCGUAAACAUGGCGUCCUCGGUGAGGCGCGGAGGGAGAGGAGCGACAGCAGUUCUGGGUUUAAAGUCGGUUUUGGAGCUUUGUCCGCUGGCAGUAGCUUUGUGCUUGAUGGUCCUGCCCGUGUCGGCCAAGCGGGAGCACCUGAAAGUGGUCACAGACGCGAACUGGGAGGAGAUUUUGGCGGGCGAGUGGAUGAUCGAGUUUUUUGCUCCGUGGUGUCCAGCCUGUCAGCAGCUUCAACCUGUUUGGAAUGAGUUUGCUGAGUGGGGGGAGGAUCUGGGGGUCAACAUUGCUAAAGUGGACGUGACUGAGCAGCCUGGAUUAAGUGGAAGGUUUAUCAUAACAGCACUGCCAACAAUUUACCACUGUAAAGAUGGAGUGUUUCGGCGGUACCAGGGCGCACGUACUAAGGAUGAUUUCAUGAGCUUCAUUGAUGAGAAAAAAUGGCAGAGCAUCGAACCAAUUUCCUCCUGGUUUGGCCCCUCCUCUUUACUGAUGAAUAUGAUGUCAGCUCUCUUUAAGCUGUCCAUGUUUAUCAGGCAAUGCCAUAACUACCUGACCGAGCAAGUGGGCAUACCUGUCUGGGGCUCAUAUGUCAUUUUUGCACUGGCAACACUCUUCUCUGGUCUUGUCUUAGGACUGGUGCUUGUGUUCAUUGCUGAUUUUGUUUUUCCUUCACGGCGGUUCUCUUCUUCAGCCUACUAUCAGAAAAAACAUGCAGUGGAGAAGGCACGUCGUCUGCAGCAGUUGGAGGAAGAGCAGGAGGCUGAUGGAGAGGAGGAAGAGGAGGAUGAAGAUGAGUAUGGUGGGAGAGAGGAGGAGUGGCAGAGGGGAGGUGCAGCAGAGGAUGCUGUGAGGAGGAGAGUUGUAGGGGGAGGAGAGGAGGAGGAGGACACCUAGUGGCCUGGAGAGGAACUAUGGAGUACAACAGCGCACAGACCAAACUGCUACAGAAAUGCACGCCCAUGGCAACACUCACGGGCCUCCUCAAGACAUCACUGAUGAUGUCAUUGCUGUCUCACAGUGUGCUUAUCCUGAAACCCUUCCCUCCAUUCCUCAGCUCCCCCUUCCUUUCCUAACGAGUGAGAGACACAGAGAGAAGAGAGGAGGGGAUGAAGGGAUAGAGGGAGAGACGAGCAAGGGUCAGGAUGUGGAGAGUUAUGAGUGUUUGAUUGUGAAAUAAAACUUUUGGCUUUUACUGCCUGUGUAAACUAAAGCAGCGAACUAACUCCUAUUUGCUAGUGUAGGAACGGUGAGUAUGAUAUGAGUGUACAGGACCACUGGGUGAGUGAGUGCGAGAGAGCUUUAUUUGUGAUUUGAGUUCAUUUGUGCUUUUUUUUGUACUGUUAAUAUUUUAUUAACUGCAUUAUCUUUUAGUUGGGUACUUUUGAGUAUGUUUCCUGCAUCUGGCAUUUCUGUUACAUUCACAGUUGCUUUAUCAGUUAUUCUUCAAGAAUAACAUUUUCUUUCAGAAUUUUUUGUCCAUCCAGUUUUGCUUUUGAGUGCAUGUAUUAUGUAUAUAUGUGUGUGACUUUAUGUAUAAGUGUCUGUGUAUGCAAUGGCAUUGUUUGUACCGGCUGGUCUGUUAGACCACUGGUCCUUUACUGCAGUCCGAGGGAGCCCACUUUGCUUCCUGUUUUCAAGUACUCUUGCUCCCAGCACACCUAACCCAGUUCAUAAAGGGCUUCAUAAUUAUCUGAUGAGUUGGAUUAGGUGUGAAAAUAAGGCAUACUUGAAAUUGUGCAGGGCUUUGGGUCCCUUUGUGCUGGGGCCAUUCAACUAGUUGUGUACGGUUUGAAUCUCAGAAAUGGAAAAAGCUCUGUGUGGGUUCAUCAGCUCAGAGCUCAGGAUUUAGCCUGCUGUUCUGCAGGAAGACUUCUAGUGUGACACUCCAAAUAAAGCUUAAUGCUUACACCACAAA
Astyanax mexicanus (Mexican tetra) is the source of this 1941-nucleotide messenger RNA. It is a transcript of the gene tmx1, whose product is annotated as thioredoxin-related transmembrane protein 1. NCBI's taxonomy places the organism in Eukaryota, Metazoa, Chordata, Actinopteri, Characiformes, Acestrorhamphidae. The coding region runs from base 30 to 920 and encodes 296 amino acids. The transcript is spliced from 8 exons. The record is from RefSeq and is a predicted model, not a curated record.